This is a messenger RNA of Populus euphratica (Euphrates poplar), 1584 nucleotides long. RefSeq lists its product as uncharacterized. The transcript has a single exon. Gene Ontology annotation, molecular function: S-adenosylmethionine-dependent methyltransferase activity. The record is from RefSeq and is a predicted model, not a curated record. NCBI's taxonomy places the organism in Eukaryota, Viridiplantae, Streptophyta, Magnoliopsida, Malpighiales, Salicaceae. Bases 13 to 1392 code for a protein of 459 amino acids.
AGUGAAAGAAACAUGAAUUUGAAGGCCUUGAGAUGCCAGAUCCUUAGUGGAUCCAUAGCCAGGCGUGUGCUUCUACGAGCAUUUAUGCUUGCCACGGCUAUUUCCGUCUUUCCUUUGUUGCAGAUCUUAUCUGGUUCUGAUCCUGGAUUGUUGCUUGAUUCUGUGAGGUGCAAUGAACGUGAUUUUCCCUUUAUGUUUAUGGGCUCAAAUUUGCUAAAGAAUCGAUUUUUGAAGCCAAUGUGGGGCCCAAUUAACUGCAAGGACGAUAUGAAUGUGACAACUAAUGUUGCUAGAGAGCUAAUGGGUAUGCAAAUGAUAGAUUCUAGUGCGAAAGCUCUCUGUGUUGGUGAAGGAUCGGCUCCCGCAGUUUAUGCAUUGCGAGAUUUAGGAUUUUUCAAUGCUUUUGGGGUUCACAAACACCCAUUCUUCUCUCUUAAGCAUAAGAGGAUGGUUUAUAAGAUUGAAUAUGCAGAAAAUUCCUUUGAUUUUGUGUUCUCAGGAGACCUGGACAAGGUUUCAGUCCCAGCCAUUGUCGUGCUCGAGAUCGAGCGUGUUCUGAAACCUGGAGGAAUUGGGGCUAUUCUUGUUGGCCUUAAUAGUUUGAACGCCAAUAACCUGAUUAGGUCUGCCAUGCCCGUGUCAUCAUUAUUGAAGAAUUCCAACAUUGUACAUGUUGGUUAUGUCAAUGAGUAUACGCUGGUUGUUUUCAAGAAAAGAAUUUAUAGUGUUGGCUACUUUCAGCAAUACCAGCUGCCAGCUGAUUGCCCAUCUAUCAUGAAUAAUAGACCUCAUUUGGAGAAUUUAGAACCUCUCACAGAGAAUAAGCAAGUAGAACAUGAGAAAAACAUAGCUUAUUUGCCCAAGUUCAUUGAUUUGCCCGCUAGGAAGCGGUUAGUGUAUGUCGAGAUUGGGGGAGGCGAGCAUAUGAAUUCUAGUUUUUCGAGUUGGUUCUUGCCAUCUUAUCCCGCAGAUCACAACACCUUCAAUGUUUUUUUUGUCGACCAUAACACCUCGGUCCUGCUUUCUUGUGUGAAAAGGCCUGGUGUUACCUUCAUUUAUUAUCCAGGCCUUGCUGGAGAUGAGGCUACUCUUGAUCCUGAUUUGGAAGAGUUCGAUCCAUCCGUGGGUGAUGAAGGGUUUGAUUUCCUUGCUUGGUUUAGAGAAACAGUGCAGUAUGCUGACUUUGUGGUUUUAAAGAUGAAAGCAGGGGAGGUGGAACUGAAAUUUCUGUCUAGUUUGUUCAAAAGCGGAGCUAUAUGCUUUAUUGAUGAGCUGUUUCUCAGUUGCUCAGAUCAGGACGGUGAAAAAGGCCGGGUGAAGGGAGACUGCAUGGAUCUCUUCAAGAGCCUUAGAAACACUGGUGUGUAUGUCCAUCAGUGGUGGGGAGAUUAACCACCAAUUGAUGUGCGAUGGAGUCUUGUUUUAACUGCGUGUGGUGCUUUCCCAACGUUAUCGUAGUCGUGUCAAGUUUAUUGUAAGAAUGCAGUGGAGGCAUUCAAAGUUGCUUGGUGGUUGGGCACUUAAGCUAAAUAAUCAACCAUUGUCUUUCAUGUUGUUGAAUAAAUUGUUGCGUGCUUUUUAAGA